Molecule: messenger RNA, 1554 nt
Organism: Angiostrongylus costaricensis
Lineage: Eukaryota; Metazoa; Nematoda; Chromadorea; Rhabditida; Metastrongylidae
Source: the annotation of a GenBank genome assembly
AUGGUUUUGAUUUCUGCAAGCAUCGUGUCAAAGUCUGGCAAAGCUCUCGUAACCCGGGUAUUCGUGUCCGAUAUGACUCGUGCUCGCAUGGAAGGUUUACUGGAUGCUUUUCCAAAGCUUAUAGGAAACGAUAAGGAUCCAGCACAGCGUCAGCAUACUUUCAUCGAAACUGACAGUGUUCGAUAUGUUUAUCAUCCGUUGGACAACCUCUAUAUGGUGCUGAUCACGACGAAAACAUCAAACAUCUUGGAGGACCUCGAAACCCUGAGGCUGUUUUCGCGAGUGAUUCCUGAGUAUUGUCGUUCCAACGAAGAAAAGGAGAUACUUGCGCACGAUUUUGAUCUCAUAUUCGCUUUCGAUGAGGUUGUAACUCUUGGCUACAGAGAAAAUGUCAAUUUGGCCCAGAUCCGCACAUUUACGGACAUGGAUUCGCACGAGGAACGCGUUUUCCUCCAAAUUAAAGAAGCCCAAGAACGAGCAGCUAAACAGGCGAUGGCUGAAAAAGCAAAGGAAUUUAAGCGUAUGCAGAAAGAAGCUCUUAGUAAAGGACUCAAGCCAUCUGCUGCGAACUUCUCGUCCGCCUUGGGAAUUUCAUCAUCUUCCACACCACUCACUGCAGUGCAGGAGACUUUCACGGCCAAACCCACUAAUACAUCGACUAGAACUGGUGGAGGAAAGGCACUCAAGCUUGGAGCAAAAACAGAUGAGGAUGCAUUCUUACAACAACUUCGACAGGAAGGGCAAAAUAUUGCACCUGUUGAGAGGUCACCGGUACUUCGCGAAGCUGGAACCGCAUCUGCUGCAGUUGCUCAAGUGUCAAAUGUGAAACGUGAAGCAGUCCACAUAUGCACUGAGGAGAAAAUGGUUGCGACGGUUAGCCGUGAUGGAGGAUUACAAGGAGCUGAGGUUCUUGGAGUUGUAUCGUUAUCAGUGAGUGCUCCUGAAUUCAACACUAUCGCAAUUCAAAUGCGCAACAAUGUACCUGCAGGAACACAAUUGCAGGUUCAUCCAAAUCUUGACAAAAACGAUUGGCACACGUCGGCCAUGCUUAAGUUGAAAUCGGUGGCUAAACCAUUUCCGGUCAACACCAACUGUGGUGUCUUGAAGUGGAAGAUGGUACUUACUGAAGAGGAGCAGCUUCCUGUCACAUUGAACUGUUGGCCACAAGAAUCUCCGAACGGGUGUCAAGUGAACAUCGAAUAUACUUUGCAAAGGGUUGAUCUUUCCCUUGAGAAUGUUGUUAUUACUGUACCACUUCCUGCCGCCACAGUCCCUAUCGUAUCUGAAUGCGAAGGUUCGUAUGACUACCAGAAAGCACGCAAUCAAAUUGUUUGGACAAUUCCUGUCAUUGAUAGCACCAACUCAGCUGGGACUUUGGAAUUUUCCGUCCCAAAUGGACAUGCCGACCACUUUUUCCCCGUUCAAGUUCGUUUCCAUGCAGAGAAAUUGUAUUGUGACAUAGGGGUUGAUGCUGUUCGAUCAGUGGAUGGCAGCUCGCAUGUGCCUUACUCUACUGAAACCCGUUUCAUUUCCGACAAAUACGACAUAGUAUAG